AUAAAACACCGCCUCUAAACCGAAAUGAAGUCAUGGCAGGAAAACAGGAAGUGGAACUAAGCAAUGCAACUAAAUAAAGGUGGAUAGUCAGCAUUUAGCGGCGUUACAAAACAUGACACUCAGAAACCCAUGUAUCGUGGUGGUUGGUGCUGGUGUGGCCGGACUCUCUGCAGCCAAGAAGCUGAAAGAAUACGGGUUUAAUGACGUCACGGUGCUGGAAGCCUCCGAGAAGGUCGGAGGAAGAGUAGCUUCUGCAACUCUUGGGAAUGCAUGUGUUGAUACUGGAGCUCAGUACAUCCAUGGGGCGUCAGAAAAAAACCCUGUUUACUGUCUACUAAAAAAGUCUGGCCUUCUAAACCAGGUCCCUGACAUGGGCACAGAAGCAUUUUACAGUAACAAGGGACAAAAAGUGGAUGCAAACUUCGCCAGACGUGCAUAUGAAGCUGGGGAGGGCAUUAUUCAACACCGUGGUUUCAACACGGGAAAGAGUUUAGGUGAACACUAUGCAGAAAAAACCCAAGGUGUGAUUGACAGCUUGCAAGACAAGGAUGAGAAAAUGAGAAUGCAGAGUGUUUUUUCUUUGGUUGGCAAAGACAUGCUGAUUGACGUUGGAGCUUCAGACCUCCACAGGAUCUCUCUUGACUCCUGGCAGUAUUAUAUCAACAUGGGUGACAGUCUCAAUAUUGCAGGUUUAAUGUUUCAGCUUGUAGAUAUACUACUGGAGGACUUCCCUAAGGAUUGUUUGCUGCUGAAAAGAGAAGUUAGUAAGAUCAAAUGGGAUGGAUCCUUCGCUGUAGCCCCCUCUCCGACUGCUCACACUGAAGCUGCUUCUGAUGAAAAAGUCCGCCAGUACCCAGUUUGUAUUGUCUGUGAGAAUGGAGAAGAGAUUCUUGCCGAUCAUGUAAUAGUGACCAUUUCACUGGGUUGUCUAAAAGCUCAAGCUUCCAGCCUCUUCAUCCCCGGUCUCCCAACCGAGAAAAUGGAGGUCAUCGAUAAGCUGUGCUUUGGCAAUAUUGCCAAGAUCUUUCUGGAGUAUGAAGAGGCAUUCUGGGAGAAUGAAGUUGGUACUAUCAGCCUCAUUUAUGAGGAUGACACGCCUGCCUCAGUAUCCACCAAUAAAAUGCAGUGGCUCAAGAACUUGCAGUACUUUUCUGUCCUGAGACCCAAAGAAAGGUUUGGUAAUAUCUUAAUUGGUUGGUGUCCAGGAGACAUUGCUGACCUGAUUGAAACCAUGACAGAUGACGAACUCUCAACUGCUGUCACUGAUCAUCUCAAAAUGUUCUUUGGACAUUCAAACAUUCCUCAGCCAAAGUCCAUUCUUAGCACUAAGUGGCGCAGCAACAAGUUCGUAAAGGGAACUUACACUUUCCUCCCUGUUGGUGUUGAUGGGAAAGUUAUGGACACGUUGGCACAACCCCUAGUGGGUAGCCGGUGUCCUGGUGAAGAUCUUCAGGUCUUGUUUGCAGGUGAGGCAACGAUGAAGACUCUUUAUGGCACAGUGCAAGGAGCUCUUCUCUCAGGACACAGAGAGGCAGACAGACUGGCAGAACAUUAUAAGAAGACAGCGGCUCCCACUUCCACUACUUCAUUGGACAAACAAGUUUAGAGAGUUAAAAUCUAUUAUCUAAAAUUUAGACAAGCAUCCAAUUGUCUAAAGACAUCAAUAUACAGAUAUUGUUGUCGGGAAGUUACCGAAAUGAUGAUGUGAUGAUAAUGAUGAUGAUGGUGUGAUCUCAACAAGCCUGCCCCCAUGAGGCUGCUCCAUGUAAAAUAAAACAACUUUUUAUCAUAUUUCUUUAGUUACAAAACUGUUUUAAUGAGGAGAAAAUGACUGAGGCUUUUAGAAUUUUACUGAUGUAUACUGUAGCUUUUUAUAUUAUAUAGCUACCUAGUACCUACGAAUAAAU
This is a messenger RNA of Rhinichthys klamathensis goyatoka, 1907 nucleotides long. It is a transcript of the gene paox1, whose product is annotated as polyamine oxidase (exo-N4-amino) 1. The transcript is spliced from 8 exons. Gene Ontology annotation, molecular function: polyamine oxidase activity. The coding region runs from base 113 to 1606 and encodes 497 amino acids. The record is from RefSeq and is a predicted model, not a curated record. NCBI's taxonomy places the organism in Eukaryota, Metazoa, Chordata, Actinopteri, Cypriniformes, Leuciscidae.